AGGAAGACAGAAGAGUGUGAAAGGCUGCUGAGAAGCCCACGAUCAAGUAUGAGGAUGCCAGACCAUGGCUCACCAUCUGGAGGAUAAUGGCCUAUGAAGCUGGGAGGCAGGGACAUGCAAACUACACCUCUGUGAGCACUGAAGCCUCUUGGACGCCUGGACCAUGGACCCCGGGGAAUGCACCUGCAUGUCUGGAGGAAUCUGCAUCUGCGGAGACAAUUGCAAAUGUACAACUUGCAACUGUAAAACAUGCCGAAAAAGCUGCUGUCCUUGCUGCCCCCCGGGCUGUGCCAAGUGUGCCCGGGGCUGCAUCUGCAAAGGGGGCUCGGAUAAGUGCAGCUGCUGCCCCUGAAACGCAUCCGUUGUGCUGGGGGCCGAGGC
Molecule: messenger RNA, 381 nt
Organism: Neogale vison (American mink)
Lineage: Eukaryota; Metazoa; Chordata; Mammalia; Carnivora; Mustelidae
Gene: MT4
Product: metallothionein 4
Exons: 5
Coding region: 164-352 (62 amino acids)
Molecular function (GO): metal ion binding
Source: RefSeq, a predicted model, not a curated record